AUGCGCGUCAAGGCCGUUCUGUCUGCCUUUCUGGCGUCGGGCGUUGCGAGGGCAGCAACCUCGUCGAUCCUCUUUUCGGGCGGAACCAUCAUCGCCUUCAACAAAAGCAGCGAGUCCCUCGAGGUCAUCCGCAACGGCUCUGUGCUCGCCAGCGACGGCCGAAUUGCGAGUGUUUUCUCCAGCACUGCCGCGGCUUCAUUUCGCCUACCAGCCCACACCGAGCAUGCCAAUUCACCGCAUGGCUGGCAGACGUCGCUAAAGACGUUGGGCAGCAACACGUCGCUGGUCGAAUACUUUGGCACCUUCGCCUUUGUUGCGUCAACUGGCCUCGUGGCAGCCGACGACGUCGGCGCCCGUGUCUUCUGGAGCUAUGGCUUUCUCAACUCGGCCAACUUUCAGGUUCAAGAUCAGCUGGCCAGCUCCCGCAACAUUGCCACCCGGGCGCCAUUCAAGGGCACCGCCACGAACUUGGGCAUUGCCUAUGGCGGCUUUGGGCCGAACCCCAAUGUUGGCGACGCAGCUAAAGUAAUGGGACUGGCCAAGGAGUUCAACGUCUCUGUGGUAACCACCCACUCACUCCAGGGGCCGUGGGCAUACGAAAACAGCCCCGAGAACGUCCAUGCACUUGGAUACCUCGACACAUCCAUCCCAUUUAUCUUCUCUCACGCUAGCUUCCUCACGGCCACGGCCACGGGGGCGACCCUUUUGAGGCAGACCAAUCAGUUUGUCUCCAUCACGCCAGAGUCGGAGAUGCAUUACGGGCACACACAUCCUUACUCGCACCAAGCUGCCCUUGGCGUCGACACGCACUUCACGUUCUCGGCGGACAUCGUGACGCAGGCACGCUAUGGCUACAAGCGACCGUGGCAGGUGGCAAAGCGCAACUUCAAGAUUGCUGAAUCAGCAUUUCCCAAGUCUAGCAGCGGUUUUCUCGCAAGCGCCCGUCGCGUACAACAGGCCAUCAUCGAGCAGCCGUUCCUAGUGAUGAACGGUAAUUUUUUCAGCGGCUACGAACUUGCCUCGGCCGUGACGGAACUUGCCUCGGCCGUGGCGGAACUUGCCUCGGUCGUGACGGCGGACACUCCUCGGGGAGAGGGUGAUGAUUACGGCGAUUUUUUUCGUGCCUGAGCAUGUGU
This is a messenger RNA of Lasiosphaeria miniovina, 1136 nucleotides long. RefSeq lists its product as uncharacterized. The record is from RefSeq and is a predicted model, not a curated record. Bases 1 to 1128 code for a protein of 375 amino acids. Lineage: Eukaryota; Fungi; Ascomycota; Sordariomycetes; Sordariales; Lasiosphaeriaceae. The transcript has 7 exons.